Molecule: messenger RNA, 2882 nt
Organism: Sesamum indicum (sesame)
Lineage: Eukaryota; Viridiplantae; Streptophyta; Magnoliopsida; Lamiales; Pedaliaceae
Product: Translation initiation factor 2, small GTP-binding protein
Biological process (GO): translational initiation
Cellular component (GO): cytoplasm
Molecular function (GO): translation initiation factor activity; GTP binding; GTPase activity
Source: RefSeq, a predicted model, not a curated record
AACAGAGAAAAGGGGGUAAAUAAAAGCGAAAGGAGUCCGCACUCCCAGAACUCACGGGUCGGAGACAUUGUCCGAAUCCCUUUCCCGGCUUCCUCCUCCGUCACCCCGCUGCCGGCUGAACUGUGACGUUUCCAACUGCCGUAGCAUUACCUUCCUGCCGCCGUCAGUAAAACCAUUAUCGUCUGCUUGGAUUAGCGAGCAAAUCGUCGACUUCGAGAGCGGCUGUAGAGAUAUACAAAUACCUGAUUUCAUGUACUGUUUCUGAAUUUCCGAGUCUGUAUUGGGGGAUAGAGAUACUGGUGUCCUCGUCAAUGGCGUUCAGGGCGUUAGGGAAAAAGGGUAUCUCUACAAGUCUUACCAAAGCAUUGGCAGUUACAUCUAGAUAUUCAGCUGCAACAGUUUCUGAAUGUGGACUUCGGGAUUCUGCUAAAUCACUAUCUGCUGCGAUCAGACAUUUGCACUGUAAAAACCUAGGAUGUUGCUACACUGCAGCAUUUCUAAGAGCCGAUAAGAAUCUAGCUUUUUCUGCCGACAGAUGGUUAAUUAGGUGUUUCCAUGCAAGUCCAGAGCUUCUUGCGAGGAGAAGGGAGGAUGAAUCAUUGGGUCUAAAGACUUCCAAGCGAGUAAAAGUUCUAAAUAGCGGGAAGUUCUCAAAGAGAACGAAAGAUACCCAACCACCAGUUGAAACCCCUUAUGUGCCCCCUAAACUAAAGAGAGCUGCAAAGUCCUUGCCAGUUAAAACAAUUGAAAUAUUUGAAGGCAUGACAAUUGUUGAGCUUGCCAAGCGUUGUGGAGAGUCUGUAGCUACCAUUCAAAAUAUUAUAACAAAUGUUGGGGAGAAAGCUGACUCCGAGUUUGAAGCUCUCAGUAUUGACAUUGCAGAGCUGGUUGCUAUGGAAGUUGGGGUCAAUGUCCGUCGGCUGCACACAGAUGAAGGUACUAAAAUUUUGCCACGCCCUCCUGUUGUCACAGUUAUGGGUCAUGUUGACCAUGGUAAGACAUCUCUAUUGGAUGCUCUUCGUCAAACAUCCCUGGCUGCUAAAGAAGCUGGAGGUAUCACACAGCAUUUGGGUGCCUUUGUUGUUGGCAUGCAAUCAGGGGAUUCUAUUACUUUUCUCGACACUCCUGGCCAUGCUGCCUUUAGUGCAAUGCGAGCCAGAGGUGCAGCAGUUACAGAUGUAGUUGUGCUUGUGGUGGCGGCAGAUGACGGAGUGAUGCCUCAAACUCUCGAAGCCAUGUCCCAUGCAAAAGCCGCGAAUGUGCCAAUUGUUGUUGCAAUUAACAAAUGUGACAAACCAGAUGCAAACCCUGAAAGAGUGAAAGUCCAGCUUGCGUCUGAAGGGUUGCCACUGGAGGAGAUGGGUGGAGAUGUCCAGGUGGUUGAAGUUUCUGCUAUAAACAAAAUUGGGCUGGAUAGGUUGGAGGAAGCUUUGCUGCUCCAGGCUGAGUUAAUGGAUCUGAAAGCACGGACUGAUGGACCUGCGCAAGCUUAUGUAGUUGAGGCAAGGGUUGAUAAGGGACGUGGUCCGCUGGCUACUGCAAUAGUGAAGGCAGGAACCUUAGUUUGUGGACAGCACAUUGUCGUAGGUGCUGAGUGGGGAAGAAUUAGGUGUAUUAGGGACAUGACAAGAAAAACGAUUGCACUGGCUACACCUGCAAUGCCUGUUGAGAUUGAAGGGCUAAAGGGCCUCCCAAUGGCUGGUGAUGACAUUGUUGUUGUUGUGUCUGAGGAAAGAGCAAGGAUGCUUAGUGAAGGAAGGAAAAAGAAAAUUGAAAAGGAUAGACUUAUCAGAAUGGAAGAGGAGAGGCAAAAAUUAGAGGAGGAGAGACAAAAGGCAUCAGAAGAUGAAGAGAACGAGAAUAAAGACGAGAAAUCUAAGAGGGUUGAAGUUCCACUCAUCGUGAAAGCAGACGUGCAAGGCACAGUCCAAGCAGUCAGCGAUGCGUUAAAAAGUUUGAACAGUCCACAGGUUGUUGUGAAGGUCAUCCAUGCAGGAGUCGGGCCUGUCUCACAGUCUGAUGUGGAUAUGGCACAAGCCUGUAGUGCAUGUAUUGUUGGAUUUAAUGUUCGUGAUCUACCUACUGCAAUCAGUCUCUCAGCUGCUCAAGCCAAGAUACAGAUAAAAUUACACCGCGUAAUCUAUCAUCUUCUGGAGGACAUUGGUAAUUUGAUUGUUGAAAAGGCUCCUGGAACACUUGAGACCAAGGUUGCUGGCGAAGCGCAGGUGCUGAACAUAUUUGAACUCAAGGGUAGGAGCAAAGCCAAGGGAGAGGAUGUCAAGAUUGCUGGUUGUCGGGUGAUAGAUGGCCGUCUCACAAAGUCGGCAACAUUGAGACUUCUCAGAAGUGGGGAAAUUGUAUUCGAAGGCUGUUGUGCAUCUCUGAAACGGGAGCAGCAAGAUGUGGAGGCCGUGGGCAAGGGGAAUGAAUGUGGACUUGUGAUCAAAGAUUGCUGUGAUUUCCAGGUUGGAGACGUUAUUCAGUGCUUGGUGAAGGUAAACCGAAAACCUAAGUUCAUUUCAUCCGAGAGCGGUGCAGUUCGUAUAGAAUGCUGAUCAUAUUUCCAUCGAAUCACACAUAUCGUUCAGAUCCUGGAGGGCUGAUAUAUUGUUGGGCUCAGCCAUUUUUGUCCAUAAACAACUGAAGAGUUUUUAUUAUAGCUUUAGACUUUAGAUUUAUAUUGAUUGUUGAGAGGAAUCAAAAUUUUGUGGAACUAACUUAAGACUGUAGUCCUUUUAUAUUUGAUUUGAGAAAGUAACUCGAGUCAUAGUCAAGUAACGGUGAAUAAAUGCUUUAUAUAGUGAGCUUCGUGCGUGGGGGAUACAUAGAAGAAAACAAUUAUGUCAUGUCAUGAAUGAAUCUUAACAGUUGGAUAUUAGUUA